Spodoptera exigua (beet armyworm) is the source of this 3965-nucleotide messenger RNA. Lineage: Eukaryota; Metazoa; Arthropoda; Insecta; Lepidoptera; Noctuidae. The record is from the annotation of a GenBank genome assembly.
CAAUGGUUUAAUCGCGUUCAAUCGUCAUCGAUCAUGUUCGAUUGUUGACACCUAGGCUAUUGUGCAAUUUUCCGAAGAACACAUCAGUCCGGUGUUAAGGUUGAAGUGUUUAGCGUCUGGUGAGGCUCGCUCCUAAGGAGGGCGGGGGGAGGAUAGAGUAAAUAAAUGUGUCUUACAUAUAAGUGAACAUCAAUUCUGGAGUAUCAUUAUGAAAUGUCAGUCGGGAGUGGUUCCAAUAGAAAUGUUAUUAAAAUUACUUUGUGUGUGCUGGCUAUCGGUGUGCGUGCUUUCCGCGCCACCCACGGAUGAAGUCCCGUCGGAAAGACAACAACCGACAGUGAUACCUAUUCUUACACAAUCUGAGGAAUUUGACGCCGAUGGAAAAUAUAAAUUUAGUUACGAAACCGGGAAUGGUAUCAAACGUGAGGAGACGUCAUUUGACAAAGUUGUAGAAGGCAAAGCUGAGCACAGACACAGUGACUGCAGCAACGAAGGUGGUGAAGAUGAGGACAGUGGAGAAAUUCAUGUACAAAAGGGAUCCUACUCUUACACUGCACCAGAUGGCACCGUCGUCAGCGUAUCGUAUAUUGCGGACGAAAAUGGAUUCCGACCGACUGGUGAACAUAUUAACUUGGGACCAAAAAGGGUCGAGACCUUCAGCCACACAAAAAAACAUAAGUUUUCACAAGAACAUGAGGACAGUGAAGAAAAUAAGUCCAAAGCUAUUCAUGCAAAGAAAUUAUUGGCAGAAAACUCAGAGUCAGGAUCAUUUGAAGACGUAUCACCACCUCAUGGCGAAUUUGCAAAAAAAAUCUCCAAAGAAAGGACACAAAUGGCUAUUAAACCUAAAACGGUAGUUGAAGAAAGUAACAAAGAAAAAGAUAAAAACACACUUGCUAAGAAAGGCAAAAAGCCCGGUUCAGAUGCCCCUGAGAUGCUCGUUGCGGAAGAAGAUGAUUUAACUAACAGUAAUCAAGCACUUCAGAAAAAAAAGAAUCUUCCCGAAAAUCGUAAUGAAGCGACACUAGCCGAUAAUAAACAAAUUAAAAAAGUUUCUAUCAAUAAGGAUAUAAAAAACAACGGUACCGUUAUAUCUAAAGAUAAUAAGACUGUUGAACAAAACGAAGAACAACAAGCUACAAAUUACAGUAAAAACUCUUCAGCUGACAAAAGUAAAAUUGUAGCAGGUGACAAAGAUAUAAAACCUGUAGUUAAAGAAGGAGAAAAGCUAGGUAACAAAACAAAAGAAAACUUUGUUGCCGAUGAUGGCAAAGAAUCACUUAGUAAAGGAGUAGAAAAACACUUAGCCAAAGAUAUGGAAAAGCCUACAACCAAAGAAACAGAAAAGUCAGAACCCACACAGGAUACCCCCAUUUCUAAGGAAGGGGAAAAGACUGAAACAAAACAAAAUGAAAAGACAGUAAAAAAAGAACCUGUUGAACUUGCUGCUGCUAAAGAACUAGGAACGCAAGGUAUUGAGAAAGGAAUAGAUAAUGCACCCAAACAAAAUGAACAGUCAGGUGUACAGCAAGAAGAAAAGGCUGGUCUGAAAAAAGGAGAAAAACCAAUUACCAAAGAAAAUGAAAACGUUGGUCCCAAUGAUAACAAAAAAUCUAACAUUAAAGAAGGAGAAAAAAAUGUGGUAAAGGACGGAGAACAGCUUCUACCCAAAGAUGGAGAGAAGCCGGUUCUUAUGGAACGAGAAAAGUCUGCCCCCAAAGAAGGAAAAACUCUUUCACCCAAAGAAGGACAAAACGUCGGUGACAAGCAAGAAGAAAAUCCAGCUGGUAAAAAAGAAAACAAGGAAAAGCCAGUAGUCGAAGAAGGAAAAAAGACUGCCCCAAAUGGAGGCGAAAAACCAGGCCCAGCAGCAAAAACAAGUCCUGAGUCCAAAGUAGAAGAAAAACAUAUUGAUAAGGAAGGAGAAAAGUCUGCUGCUAAAGAAGAAAAGAUACCUGUUAAAGGAAAUAAACCUGUUGUUGAGGAAAAUGAAAGAUCAGUUAAAGAAGACGAAAAGCUUAUUCCAAAAGAUGAAGAAAUCCUACCCACUAAAGAAGAGAAAAGUCCUACUUUAGAAGGCAAAAAGUUUGCUUUCAAGGAAGAAAAAACCCCUACCCUUCAAAAUGGAAAUAAACCUGUGGCCAAAGAAGGAGAAAAGGCUAUUGUUAAAGAAAGUGAGAAGUCUUCUUCUAAAAAUGGGGAAAGUCCAGCUUCCAAAGAUGACAAAAAGCCUGCCCCAAAAGGUCAAAUGUCUGCUAAAGAAGAAGGAGAAAACACUGUGGCUCAAGAAGAAAAAAAGCCAACUGUUGAAAUAGAAAAAAAGCCAACGGUUAAACAAGAAAAACAGCCAGCAGUUAAAGAAGAAGAGUCUGUUGAUAAAAACAGUAACAAAAUAACUGAACAAGGAGAAAAGACGGCUCCCAAAGAAGAAAAUCAAACUUUGAAAGAAAAAGAAAAGCCUGUCUCCAAAGUAGAUCAAAAGACUGCUGAUAAAGAAGAUGAGAAGCCUCCAUCUAAAAAUGGUAAAAGCACAGCCUCCAAGGAAGAAGAAAAACCUACCACUAAAGGUCAAAUGUCUGCUAUCAAGGCUGAAGAAACCCCUACUGAAAAAGAAGGAGAAAACCCUGUGGCUCAAGAAGAAAAAAAGCCAGCAGUUAAAGAAGAAAAGUCUAUUGUUGAGGAAGGAGAAAAAUCUGUUAAUAAAAACGGCAACGAAAUUACUGAAAAAAGAGAAAAGUCGGCCCCCAAAGAAGAAAAACAAGCUUUUACAGAAAAUACAAAGCCUGCCGCUAAAGAAGAUCAAAAGCCUGAUGAUAAAGAAGGAGAAACGGUUAAUCCUAAGAAAGGAGAAACGGUUAAUCCUAGUUUUGAGAAAUCAGAGAAGCCAGCUCCCAAGGAAGGAAAAAAGGAAAUUAUCAAAGAAGGAAACAAAUCAACAGCUAGUAAUGAGCCAGCUUCAAAGAUAGGAGAAAACUUAACUGGUGAUAACGUAGAAAAAUCUGUAGAUAAGCAAAAUAAAAAGCCUGCCUCAAACAAAGGAGAACAACAGGCAGACAAAGCUGCAGCCCAAGAAAUUGAAAAGUCUGCUCCCGAGGGAGAAGAAAAGCAAGCUAGUAAAGAAGGUGGCAAACCUAGUAUGGCAGACAAACUGCAAGUUACAGAACCCAAUAAGACAAAAGAAGAAAACUCUUUAUCUGAAGGCCCAAUUGAAUUACAAAAAGAACCUGAAAACACAGAAAAAAUAUCACAAAAAGCGGUUCACGUAGCAAAAGAAGCUAAGAAAUCCGCUAAUGGAGCAGUCCAGUCAGCUAUGGAAGCUUUAAAAACCGUAGAAAAAGUAAUUCAAACUAUUAAAGAGCAGAAUGCGAAGGAAGGUACAUCGUCUAAAAAUAAUGCAACCGUAGCACAUGCUCUAAUUGCCAAAAACGCUGCCCAAGAAGCAUUACAGGCAGCCCAAGCAGUUGGUACUGCUGCUGAAACUGCAGAAAAAGCCGCUAAAGAAGCUAUAUCUUUGGCUCAAUCACUACCAACACCCUCGGAAAUCAUUUCACAAAAUAACGAACAUCUCCUGGAUGUACUAAAGAUUGAAAAUCCUACAAAGAAAAUUGAGAAUCCAUCUAUUGAUAGUGAAAAACCUGAAGAACCCGAUUACAAAGUCAAACCAAUGGAAACACCUAAAAAAGAAUCGAAAUCUGCAGACGAUGUGCGUGAACCUAAAGCUGCGUAGCUAGCAUAAAAGUAUAGUAAAGUACAAGUACGUAUAAUAAAUAAGAACUAUUGUGAAUUUCGUAAGUGUGGAUUAAAAACGAAGCCAAACCCUACCCGGAGCCAGAAAUGUGAUAUGGAUGAACUGUUAAUUAGUUUUAAAAUAAUAUUUCAUAAAAUUUUCUAAGUCAAUGAUAUAGUUUGUGUUGUUAAUGUUUAAUUUAAUAUUACAAAAUAAACUUUUGUUAAUUUAAAAAAAA